AUGGUGUCUGCUGAUCCUGCUGAUCUAAAGCGCCAAAGACAGGCAAAGAGCUCUUCUGUGGAGAGAAAGAAAGCAAAGCAAGUCAAGUCCAGCUACAGAGCACCUGCUCCCAAGCCAAAGGUUGUUUCUGAGUCUGAAGAGGAAGACGAAGACGAAGAAGAUGAGGAAGUGCAACUAGAUGCGGAAGUUGAGUCCAGUGAUGAUGAGUUGGAUCAACUUGAAAAUAAUAACGACAUGAGCGUUGAUGACGAGGAGUCCGGUGAGGAGGAACAAAUUGAAGACAAUGGUCUACCCAAGCAGUCUUCCAAAGAACAGCAUGCCGAGCAGAAGAAAGUGCUGAACGAGAGAAAGCUGCAGCGGAAAUCCGGAGUCGAGGUACAAAGAAUCAAACAGCUUUGGGAGAAACUGAGAGUUAAAACCCCACCCGUUCCAAAACAAGUGCGCGACAAACUCAGUGACGAGAUCUGGUCUCUGGCCAAGAAUGUGAUCACGGACCUGGUGAUGAAACAUGAUGCCUCUAGAGUGGUGCAAACUCUGGUGAAAUAUUCGAACAGAGAGAGAAGAGAUGCUGUUGUUGCCUCAUUGAAGGGCAAAUACUACGAAUUGGCCACCUCUUCGUACGGUAAGUACCUGCUGGUGAAGCUGUUGCAUUAUGGCUCCAAAGAAUCCAGAGAGCUGAUUCUCAACGAACUCCAUGGAAAGCUCAGAAAGCUCAUGAGACACAGAGAAGGUGCUUACGUGGUGGAGGAUCUGUAUGUUUUGUAUGCUACCAACAAGCAAAAACAGCAGAUGAUCCGCGAAUUUUGGGGUGCCGAGUACGCUGUGUUCAAAGACGCUGGUAAGGACAAAGACAUUGUCGCUACGUGCGAGGAGUCUGUCGAGAAGAGAAAUCUGAUUGCCAGUAAUCUGAUAUCCACGAUACAGGCAUCUGUGGAGAAAGGAUCCACCGGAUUCCAGAUUUUGCACGCUGCCAUGAGAGAGUACACCAAGAUCUUCAAAGACAAAGAAGUGACCGAGUUCAUCGAGCUAUUGCAUGAGCAGAUUGCCGAGCUGGUGCAUACGCCAGAAGGUUGCGAAGUCGCUUGUACAUUAAUUGCAAAGGCUAAUGCCAAAGAGAGAAAGUCAAUUGUCAGGUCCCUGAGAGACCAUGCCGAUAACCUUGCCACAAACGAGUUCGGUAACAUUGUCCUUAUCACACUGUUCAUGACUGUGGAUGACACUGUUCUUGUUUCCAAGACAUUUUCUGCAGUUUACGCCGAGAAAAUGCACGAAUUGGUGACACAAAAAUUUUCUAGAAGACCUUUCAUUUACAUCCUGAAUGGUCUUGAUCCUCAUUUUUUCUCUCCCACUGUGACCAAGGAGUUGGUGAAGUAUGAGCAGAUGUCACUUCAAACCUCCAAGAAACCCCAGGACCAGAGAAGAGCAGAGUUGUUGAAGCACUUUGCGCCCUCUUUCUUCACUGCUCUGAUUGAACAUCCAUAUGAAUCUCUGGGUGAAAACAUCGGAUCUCAGUUCAUGCAAGAGUUGCUGAUGAACUCGGUUGAAUCAGAUGACCUGAAGGAGAAGGCCAUCGACCAACUGAUUGAGUCUCUCAAAGGAGACAUCAAAGAAGAGACUCACUUGGUCAACAAGCCAUUUACACCAAGACUGCUCAGAAGUCUCAUUCAGGGUGGUCGCUGGGAUGCCAAACAGGGUAAGAUCGUUAAACUGGAAGGAGUCAGUGGAGUGGGCCACGUCUUCGCCGUGAAGCUCUACGAAGAGCUGUUUGCAGAAGAUGAAAAGAACCUUGAAAAAUGGGUCAAAUCUCCCGCAUCAUUCGUGAUAGUUUCUCUCUUCGAGUCGUUCGGUAAAUCCGAGAAGAAAUACACAAAACAGAUCAAGUCGUUGGCAAAAACCAUCGAAAUCGAGGCAGACUCCAAUAAAGGUUGCCAGCUUCUUUUGAAGUUGUUUUGA
Kuraishia capsulata CBS 1993 is the source of this 1953-nucleotide messenger RNA. RefSeq lists its product as uncharacterized. Gene Ontology annotation, cellular component: nucleolus. Bases 1 to 1953 code for a protein of 650 amino acids. Gene Ontology annotation, molecular function: mRNA binding. The record is from RefSeq and is a predicted model, not a curated record. NCBI's taxonomy places the organism in Eukaryota, Fungi, Ascomycota, Pichiomycetes, Pichiales, Pichiaceae. The transcript has a single exon. Gene Ontology annotation, biological process: regulation of translation.